AUGUUCGAACUCGAAGACUAUAUCACAAUUAUAAAAUCGGUACUCGCGUUCAUUCUUAUUUUCUAUGCUGCCUAUAUGGGCGGCUCUCUGGCUGUACUCUGUCAAUACCUACGCACUCAAAUUAUUUAUGAUGAGCAAUGGAGAAAACUUUCCGAGUUUCCAAUAACCCAUCAUGCUUGCCACGUCAUCAGAUACUUUUAUACUACUUCCCUUGUGAUUGGAUUGUGUUUUCUUCCAGUUUUCGCCUAUGUGAUUUUCAAUUUUGGUUUGGCUGCAUUUUUCUUACUAUUCUUCACCGCAAUUCUUGGAAUAGUUUCCGCUGUCUGUACAUAUAUUGUUGGACUAUUUAAUCAAGUUUACCUGAUUAUGAUCGCUGUGGAAAUUUUCAAGGGAAUGAGAAAUCAAGAUGAGCAAUUUACAAGUCAAAUCCUUCAUACGAGACAUUUGGAAAAGAAGAAAAAUAUGAGAAACUUCUACAUAUGUCUUUUAGUUCGAGAUUUUAUAAUCGUGCCAAUUUCUUACUUGUUAGACCUGGACCAAAUUUCCAGAAGCACUCCGUUCUCGAUCAGUACAGCUGUUACGAUGUUGACUUCAACUUCCAUUUUCCUCUCUGUUCCUCUUGCGGUUAUCACUUAUCUGAUAAAAAAUUCUGAAAAUCGGACAACAAAAAAUGAACUUCAAAAUAUGAUAUUUGCUCAAGCCGUGGUAAGCUCCGUCGCUGUAAUGAUAGUCCUUGCCAUCUUCCUGGUCCUCUUCUUUUUUGGCUGGUUUUCUGUUUUUUUCCUCUCCUUUGCCAUCCAAUCAACCGGAUUUAUUGUUCCUCUCAACAUCAUGAUCACAACCGUGGUUCACUGUAAAAGUAUAAAUCAGAGGAAUUUCACAGCGGUUGUGAAUUUGGGAAGAGUGCAACCAUUGGUAGUUCCGAUUGAAAAUUUGAGAAAUUUGCAAUAUGCGAAUUCAUCGAACGUCUGA
Caenorhabditis briggsae is the source of this 972-nucleotide messenger RNA. Bases 1 to 972 code for a protein of 323 amino acids. NCBI's taxonomy places the organism in Eukaryota, Metazoa, Nematoda, Chromadorea, Rhabditida, Rhabditidae. The record is from RefSeq and is a predicted model, not a curated record. The transcript is spliced from 5 exons.